CUCCUGUUGCACGGACGGGACCAGCCAAUAUGUCUAGUGACGAGCAGCUCGUCAAGUUGAACAAUGAGAGAUUCUCUGUCCCUGAACUCUUGUUUCAUCCGAGUGAUGUUGGAAUCAAGCAAACGGGUAUUCCAGAGCUGAUUGGCCUUGUUGUGGAGAGCUUGGAAGAAGCGGCGCAGUACUAUGCGUAUCAAAACGUGGUUCUUACGGGUGGCAAUGCACGUUUCUCGGGCUUCCAAGCGCGCAUAACCAACGACCUGCGAGCCCUUGCUCCGAGUGACAUGCCGGUUGAAUGCUCAUUACCGACCGACCCCCAAAUUCACGCAUGGCGAGGAGGUCAAUCCAUGGUUCAGCGAGGUGAUUUUGCAGCAGCAGCAGUUACCCGUGCCAAGUAUGCCGAAUAUGGAGAUGCUGCGUUCAGUCGUUCACGUUAAGAAGAAGAAGAAGAAGAAGAAAAACAAACAACGCAAAUACAAAAAGUCAAACAUUUUUAAGCACCAUCGUUAUGAGUCGAAGCGAUACAAAUACCUCUCCUGUUCAAAUAUCAGUGUUUACUGGCUUCCUUGGCGCCGGGAAGACGACCAUCAUUCUCAACUUGAUCAAGUCACUUCAGGCCCAAAACAACACGACGACGACGACGACGACGACGACUGCGACGCCAGCAGCAGCUGCAGUAGCGGACGAGCCAUACCGCGUCGCGCUGCUCAAGAACGAGUUUGGCGACGUCGAGAUUGACAGCCAGCUCGCACGCGAGACGAACAUUACCGUGUCUGAAAUGCUCAACGGCUGCGUCUGCUGCGUGCUUGUCGGCCAGAUGCAGAAUGCGCUUGUUGAGAUGCGCGAGAAAUUCAACCCACAUCGAAUCAUUGUCGAGACCUCGGGUUCCGCGUUUCCAGCCCCAAUCGCAUGGCAAAUUCGAGACAUGGAGCCGCUGGGAUUUGCGCUGGACGCGAUUGUCACGGUCGUCGAUGCACUCAAUUUUCAAGGCUACGCAGACACGAGCUUUACGGCCAAACUGCAGGCCCAGUACACCGAUCUCAUCGUGCUAAACAAGGCCGAGCUCGUUUCUGAGCGUGCCCUCGAUCUGCUGGUAGACCGCGUGUGCGAGCUCAAUCCAGACACGCCGCGCGUCAUCGCUCGAAACGGCCAUGUCAGCCCCGAGCUUAUGUUCGGGCUGGAUUCCAAAGCCGCAACAGGUGCUCGCACUGUGGAGGAUGCACACCACAGCGACCAUCACCACCAGGAACGAGAGGUGGACAUUAUUACAGUCAUUCGGCCGCGGGACUCGCCUCCAAUCUCGCACACUCCCGCUUCGUUGGCCACUGCGCUCGCGAGCUUGCCCAAGGACGACAUUUACCGCAUCAAGGGCAUGCUCUUGUUAACGACAGGCAGUGCGCUUGAUGGUGACAGCAAUUUGGCUUGGCACCUCGUCAACCACGCGUUCGGGAGAUCAACCAUUCAACCUCUGCACCAGUACAGCUCCGAGAACAGCGUCCGUCUCACUGUGAUGGGUGUCGGCUUGUCCGUGCACUGUGCGUGCACUGUGCGAAAAUCCAAGCUGCACUGGGAGUGA
Capsaspora owczarzaki ATCC 30864 is the source of this 1573-nucleotide messenger RNA. RefSeq lists its product as hypothetical. Lineage: Eukaryota; Filasterea; Ministeriida; Capsasporidae. The transcript has 9 exons. The record is from RefSeq and is a predicted model, not a curated record. Gene Ontology annotation, cellular component: cytoplasm. Bases 506 to 1573 code for a protein of 355 amino acids.